GAUGCUCAGUCCGAUCCCUCACUCUCCUGCUCCCUUUGGAUCAUCCAGACAGAUGGAUGCCGAGGAUCCGCGGCUGAUAUGAUAUAAGCCUCCUCCUCUCUUAUCUCCGCCGAGCUGCAGCAGCGCCGCGCACGCAGGGGAAAAAAAAAGAAACGACGUGGGCACGUUGUGAUCGGGAAAACACUGGAGUACAGGGGAUUUGUGUGUGUCUCUGUGUGUGUGUGCGUGUGCAUCUUCUACUUCGGGCAGUGAGCCGUGUCACCGUGAGCUGCGGAAGCUAUUGCCUGUUAUCGACGAUGGUCCCCGCGCUGCUCUCCAGAGGUGAUGUGAGCUGAGCCCGCCGAGCAGUGGGGGGGAGCCGCGCAGGAGCUGUCCGUCUCUUGAGGUGCUGAUGCGGCUGUGACCAGCGAGCAUGGCUGCCGGGAAGUUGCUGCUCUACGCCGGGCUCUCGCUCUCUCUCUGCGCCCUGGGCAUGCUGGCCGUGGCGAUGUGCUCCGACCACUGGUACGAGACCGACGCCAGGAGGUACAAGGAGCGGUGCCGAAGCUUCUCCAGCCGCCGCAAGGACCCGGGCUUCAUCUACAUCCCCAACAUCAGCCUGCCGCUGCGGGCCAGCCGGAGCAGCGCGCCCCGCUGGGAGGAGAAGCUGCUGCUGGCCCGGAACCGGCGGCAGCUGUUUGCCAUGAGCGCCGCGGACGAGUGCAACCGGCAGUACAACUCAACCAACAUGGGGCUGUGGAGGAAAUGCCACCGGCUCGGCUUCGACCAGGAAAUCGAAGAUCGCAUCCGGAAAGGUUCCAUUGCCAGGUGCUCCUACAUCAAAUAUCACUACUCCUCAGCUACGAUACCCAAAAAUCUCUCCAACAACAUCACCAAGACGAUAAGGCAGGACGAGUGGCACGCCCUCCACCUGCGGCGAAUGACGGCAGGUUUCAUGGGCAUGGCGGUGGCCAUUAUCCUGUUCGGCUGGAUCGUUGGCGUGCUUGGCUGCUGCUGGGACCGAGGCCUCAUGCAGUACGUGGCUGGUCUCCUCUUCCUCAUGGGAGGAACCUUCUGCAUCAUUUCCCUCUGUACCUGUGUUGCCGGCAUCAACUUUGAGCUUUCCCGUUACCCGCGGUAUCUGUUCAGCCUGCCUGAUGACAUUGGCCAUGGCUACGGAUGGUCCAUGUUCUGCGCUUGGGGAGGCCUCGGCCUUACCCUCAUUGCCGGCUUCUUCUGCACCCUGGCUCCCUCCGUCCAGCCGAUACCCAGAUCUACUUGCCCCAAGUCCCGACAGGAGAACGGCACCGUCUGCUAAAGAUGGCUGCCAUGAGAAGAACAACUCAUCCCACAGAUCAACAACAAAGAAACAGAAAAAACUAUUCAACAUGUUCAUCCAUUCAUCUCCAGUCUCUCCUGGUUCCAGAUCUUCUUUUUUUUUAAAUGUGUGUGUGUGUUUAAAAAUGGGUGUCUUGAUGAUCUGCUAUCUUGAAAAUACCAGAAAAAAACUGAAGAACUGACAAAAUAUUAUCACAUUUUUGAAGUCGUGCUUGUUUUGUUGUUGUGCAGCAGACGAUAAAAUGGACCAUGACCACAAAAGGUUGCAAAGGAAAUACGUGGAGACACUGAGAGACUUAAUUCACGAUAGUGAGUGGUUGUAGCUCGGGUGGCUCGAAACCUCAAAAGGUGAUUGAAAAUGGCGUUGAACCUGUAAACUGCUUAUAACUUAACUGGUCUGUUAACUGGUUGAGGAGAACUGAAGGUAUCAACAGUAUUGGAGACAAGCAGUCUGAUCAAAGUUCUUGUGGAAGUUUCUUCGUGGAGCCUCCUGUGUUAUGAAUCACAAAGGACUCAACCAGACAUGGAACCAUAUAACUUGCUUAACUGGGACCAUGUUAAGAGGCCAUCUAUUCAUUUUCAGUAUUCCAGCUUCUGAGGUCCCCCCAGUUACUUGGGACAUGUGGACAGCAAGGACCUCCAGGAUCUCCAGGACCUUGACUGUUGUACAUUAUUGUACAGAAUAUUCAAGAGAAGUAACAACCAGGAAACGUCAUUUUGGACCAUUUUCAUUCUUGUGCCGGUGCAUUCCAUUCCGUGUGAUGACCCCAUACGCCAUUUAGCAUUUUAUACAUGUAUUAUCUUUUCUUCAAAGUGUAUUUGCAUUUUUGAUGAACCUUCCUGUUUUGAGCGAAAUGUUGACUGAGCGUGCGUUCAGAGCAAAUGUUGUGUUUUUUGAUUUUCUCUUUUCCAUUCUAGUCAUAGAGGUAUCGUAAAUGUGUGAGCGUGAAUGUGUGUAUCUAAUGGGAGGGGUUAUUUUGAAGUCGCUAAAGAAAAAUAUUGUAAAAAAAGAUCAUAAUGACAUAGUGGAGUUCUGCCUUGAGGAUGUAUAAGGGCAGGAGCAGACAGAUGUAAAAGGGAGAUGCAGUAUCCUGUUUAAACCCAACAGAUUUUGUUUUCAGGACAUUCUCAGCAGACACGGGAAACAAAGAGAAAUCGUUAUAAAGAGGGCCAGCAUGUUCAACUUUGUAUUCUACUGCUCUGAGCAACUAUCGAAGGCUUAACUAAUGCUUCUGAUGAGAAUCGGGGAAGCUCCAGUCUUUCAGAGUACAUGGCUUUUUCUCUCGAAUAUCUUAAACCUUGUGCUUUGAUACUGUUCUUUUAUCAUAAAUAAGGUUCUUACCUUACUCAGUCAAAAGACGUCUAGACUGAAGAUGAAAACACAAGCGUUCCUUUUGGCCUCAACCACCCAUCAGUCGGAAAUUAUGUUUUAAUUUCUCUGCCAUGACCAUUUCGAUUAACAUCAGGCAUUAUGAAUGUAAUGCGAUAAAUGGGUAAGUCUUCUCUCAUGAGGACCAAACACAGCAGCUUGCUGUGUGGCCUUGGCAGAAGGCACACAUAGAGAAUAACUCCAGCAAAACAUUACAAAUGCACACAAUGAAAGGUCCUAAGAUCACAGUCUUUGUAAUUCUCCCAUUAAAGCCAUUUAUUGAAAACUACAGGGUAGCCAAUCUAAAAGCAAAACCUGAACUGACACGGUUUCUCAAGAAUGAUUCCAUUUAAUACAACUUGGGUCUUAUUUUUGUCUUCCAGUUAGGAUUGGUUGGAGAUUUCUUGUUCUGUUUUCUGCAUCCUGGUUUAACAAAAAUAAAGAAACAUAUCUUAAUAUCUACACGUCCAGUUGGGAUACCCGGGUGUAUUCCGGUACCAGGUUGCAGAGGCUUGAAAAGAUUCUGGUGUAGGUCAUACUGUCUCAACCUUAUUUUGGACCUCUGGAAUGGCACAUCCACUGGCAAAACGCUAGUUGUUUGAGGGGUGUCUAUAAUUCUCGAUGUGUACCUGUAUGAAAAAUAUUUAAAAAAUGGUUCUGAAGAUUGUAUUGGAGUUAAGAAACAUUGAACCAUUGUAACAGAAAAGAAAAAAAGCGUUGGAGGAGAUUAUUGGCUGACUUGAUUUAGGCUGAGGGAGGGUGAUUUGAGUAUAUCUUGUCCGACCGCUGAGAGACAUUGAUGACACAUGUCACAGAGUCGACCAUCACAGCUGGUCCAAUAUGUGGCCACACUAUCAACCUUAAGCUCCCAUAAGUCAUUUAACAAAGCUUUGUCUGUCAAUUUUCACGUGGAUAACCCAGAAAAAUGCUAUGAUAAUCCCUCAGGACAGCCAAUGUGUAAAGUGUGUACAAUGAGUUUGAUUUCUGAACUGUUGUAUGAGCCAGUUCUAACAAUACCCAAAAUGUAUUGGAUAACAAAUAUAUAUUGAGUAUAAGCCCUUAUUAUGAAUGAAGCCAUAUCUAUAGAUAUUUUAAGUCCUUGUCGGAUAUCCUCUUUAAGCCUACAGGGCUUGGACUGGGGCAUGGUUUGGAUAAACUGUAUCAACGCCCUGUCCCAUUUCACCCCUUAGCCCAGCACUUGGCCCAACCCCCUCUUUUGCGCCUGGCCAUGAAAGGGCAGUGUUCUCUCAUUUCUCUAUAUUUUGUACACCUGUACAUAGAUAUAUAUAUAUUGGAGAGAGAAGGCUCUUACAAUUUCAUUGUACCUGAGUAUGAUGAUAAUAAAGACCUUGAAUCUGAAUCUUGAAGGUGAGGGUAAUAGUCAUCAAGCCCGUCAAACCCUUAAACUAUGGUGUAAUCAGGACCCCCCUAUAAAUGAAGGGGUAGACGGAAAUCCCUGAAUGAAUUUUGAAUAAAACGUCCCUGCUCAUUUUAUAACAUUUUCAGUGCUAGGCAGAAGUUUCUAUGUCUAAGGGUCUAAUGUUACAUUGAAAUAACAUGCUGACUGAAUGGAUCAAUCUAACCUGCAGUUGUCACAAUUAUAAUGAUGUUUGAUAAGGAUUCUUAAAAUAAUGACAUUGGUUGACACUGUUUGUCACUGUAAUAACAUUGGUUGGAUGCUGAUAACAUAGCAAGUGGUUUCCCAACAUUUGUCUAACCCUCUCCUUUGUGGCUUCAUCUGGAGGGGGACACUCCCAGCAAAGGGCAUUUCAUAUCUAGGGUUAGGGCCAAGGGAGAGGAAUUGGGACAGAGCCAAACUGUUGUAUCAUUAUCAUCCUCUCCGGUGUUAACAUGCUCCGAGAUCUCAUCAUUAACUCAGUGAGCAAUGGCAAAGGUUACAAGAAUAAGACCCAAGGUUGUAACAGACCUUAAUUAACCUUCAAUGACAAAAAGGAAAGGACCUUUUGGCUUCUUCCAUGCAGCCAUGGCUGACAGUUACAUCACAUAUCAUACAUAUACAUCAACAUCUCUCUAAUGUGUUGGUUUGCUGUAGGACUGGCUCUAUGCAAACAAUGCAAAACAUUUCAGAGGCAGGAUAAAGGUAGAAAUGGUGGGGCUGUAUAUGUAUUCAGUAAUGUUAAAGACAUAAAAUAAAGUGGUUUUAUUUCAGAAUGGAGUUUACAGUGACAGAGUCUGCUCUUUGUGGGGUCUAAAGGAAACUACAGGGCGAGGAAGAAAAAGGAUUUGAGCAAAGUGUAUCAGGACACAGCGUUAAGUUGAUUUAACGCCUUUAUCACAGCUUCUUUAGGUAGCGACCGCCCCUACAAAUGGGUUCAAUGAAAGCCACUUACCCUUCCGUACCUGACACUUACAGCUAGGGACCAAGGUAACGAGGUAUGACGGAGGGAGUGGAUUUAAAUAUAACGUGAUUAAAGUGCCAUCUGGGGACAUCAAAUGUGGCGUUCUGGUGAUCAGGUUGUCAAUUUUUUCAUUAUAAUGGGUUUAACAUGUUCUGUCAAAGUCUGUUUUAUCAUGGGGAUGAAUCUCUGCGCCUGCCGAGAGGCUUCUAGAGACACUGGAGCCUAACUGACAGAUUAUAAACUGUGUGGGUAGGUCAACACCCGCCGUAAUCUUAUUACAUAUAUAAUGAUGAUGAGGAAGUCAUAACAGUGUAAUUUACCUUUUUCCUGGGAUAAUGAAUAUUAAAUAAUACAGUUUAAAGUCAUUAUCUCUGAAGAUGAGCAUCACAAAACCCUCUCAAGAAAAUCAAAUAAGGUAUAAUGGGCAAAAAACAUUAUAACAUUAAACAUAUUUUUUCAAACAUAGAUGUUCCCUUGGACACAAGCUGAUAAUGCAAUUGAGCAUGAAAUUACUUUAAAUGUACUGGAUUAAAGAGCUGUUCUGUCCAAACCGUCCCCAGCACACACACACACACACACACACACACACACACACAAAUCAGUAUAACAAGACCAGGACAUAGAGAGGAAAGGGGGAGUUAUAAAGCUAUUCAUUAAAGCAUCAUCUUUAUGUAAGAUGAUGUAAAGUUCUGCAUAGGCCCGGCCCAAACCUGCAUCCUGGUGCUGCUAAAUUUAUGGCCAAAAAUGCUGACCCAGGACUUAAAGUUACGUACUAAUAUACAGAUACUAUAUACGCACUCUGGAUGUUAAAGUGCUAGCUGUAGUUAAUUAUGAUUAUAAAUCAUCAAGCUUUGAUUUCAUGAUUUAUUUUAACUGUCACAGGGGAAUUUCAGGCAGGAAAUAUGUAGAGACUGGUUUUAAAUGGAACAAUCAGAUUGUUGAGUUGUGAUUUCAUAGAUGUUUGUGGAUUCUGCUCUGUUUUUAUUUGCUGGUUUAUUUAUGUUUCAGAAUUGAAAUUUACUGUUGAUUUAAAAAAAGCAAGGCAUCUUGUAAAACUGAACUAGCCCGCAUUAGUUUGAUGAAGCAAAUUAAAAUGAUGAAUAUAUGUACAUAUAUAGGCUUUAUAAUGGAAAAAUUGUGAUGAAAUGAGAUUUCUUAAUAACACAUUUUAUGAGUGGGGGUCUGUAGGACAGCUCUUCAGGCUAAUGUGAUGGACUGGUCCUCUGCUCCCCACAUUGGCCAUUGCAUAUGUAUAUGUGACAACUGACACACUUGAAAGCAGCCCAUUGGCUCAGUCAGAGACAGAGAGAAACGUCCAAAUAAAUUAUUUUUGAAAAUAACUACACUGGAACCCAACCCACAUCUGCAGCUGUAUCUAACAAAACCAUUCCAAACAAGACUGGAUACUUUUCUGAUAAGGUAACAGAGCACUACUUCAACAUCCAUGUGUUAACUGCUGUUGGCGACAAUCACAUAUACUGUAGUCAAGGGGAUUACUCCCAGUUUCAUGGAUGUUUUCAUCCCACCCUGCAACCGUGCCAUAACAUGUAAGAGGUAAAAAAAAAUAAGCACUUAAACGUUUUGUAGUAAGUGUAAGGCGGUGAUAAGUUUAAAUGGGUUCUUUUCACGCAUCACACCAAAUUCAUUGUCACAACCAAUCAAAGCUGAGUUGUCACACACCUAAUACCAAGGAAGUACAUAGACAUGCUUAGAAAGUCAGAUUACACCAUGACUCAUUUAACAGUUAGACUAUCUUCUACUAUAACAGCCAUAAUGCCCAUAACAGCUUUGUUUCAGCCGACUGAAACCGCAUCAUAUCUGAGCUAGUCCACGACAGGGAGGCCGAGGAUGAAGAGGUUUUGAUACAGAGAUACUGCAACUUCCUUCGUGGACAGAUGUUGAAUUCAAACUGAUCUAUCAACCUUUAACAUCAGUAACGUGUCUGUUGAGUAAACAUAAAAUAGGAGAAAAAAAAUGGAAAUGUUCAACUGUGGAAUGUAAAAUCACAUUAAAAUAAAUCUCAUCGGUGUGUUUACUAA
Messenger RNA from Platichthys flesus (European flounder), 7085 nucleotides. RefSeq names its product transmembrane protein 178Bb (gene tmem178bb). Gene Ontology annotation, cellular component: membrane. NCBI's taxonomy places the organism in Eukaryota, Metazoa, Chordata, Actinopteri, Pleuronectiformes, Pleuronectidae. Bases 413 to 1297 code for a protein of 294 amino acids. The transcript is spliced from 5 exons. The record is from RefSeq and is a predicted model, not a curated record.